Molecule: messenger RNA, 8022 nt
Organism: Rhincodon typus (whale shark)
Lineage: Eukaryota; Metazoa; Chordata; Chondrichthyes; Orectolobiformes; Rhincodontidae
Gene: desi1a
Product: desumoylating isopeptidase 1a
Exons: 6
Coding region: 145-645 (166 amino acids)
Biological process (GO): protein modification by small protein removal
Molecular function (GO): peptidase activity
Source: RefSeq, a predicted model, not a curated record
GGUCUGGAGGGGUGGUGAGAAUUGCCUCAUUUAGGGGUACCCCUAUGAGGCAGGCGGCCGGUAAGUGGUGUCUAUGUGUGUUAGCGGCCGGUGAGAACCAAGCUGGAGCCUGGUAUCGAAGAUCAGCCAAAGAAUACCGGUACUAUGGACACACCGCCUCAUCCCGUCAAACUUUAUGUUUACGACCUCUCCCGGGGGCUGGCUCGACAGUUUAGCCCCAUCAUGCUCGGAAAACAACUUGAUGGAAUAUGGCACACUGCAAUAGUUGUUAAUGGAGAGGAGUUCUUCUAUGGGUCAGGUGGAAUUGCUAACUGCCAGCCAGGAGGGACUUUACUCGGGCCACCUGACACUGUCAUUGAUCUGGGGACCACUGAAGUGACUGAGGAGUUAAUCAUGGAAUAUUUAUCCUCUCUGGGAGAGUCAGCAUUCAGGGGAGAGUGCUACAAACUGUUUGAACAUAAUUGCAAUACGUUCAGUAAUGAAGUUUCCCAAUUCCUCACUGGGAAGAAGAUUCCGUCGUAUAUCACUGACCUGCCUUCUGAGGUCUUAUCAACCCCUUUCGGCCAACUCAUUAAGCCCAUCCUGGACUCGGUUCAGAUUCAGCCAGUGGGAGGAAGCAGCAUCAACGAUCAGAAUCCAAGCUAGUAACAGCAGCCCAGAGAGCUGAGACUGUGGAGCCAUGUACAGUCACUGCAUAUCACUGAACUAUACAAUGAUUUUCCAAAAAAGAGAUUUCCCUUCAAGCAUCUUUCAUCUUGUAUCUAACUUAAAGUAGAAUGUUGAAAAGUGGUAGAAAAGCGUUUUUUAUUUUUAAAUCCAUUGAAACAUGCAUCUAAUACAAAAGUACUGAAUUCUACAGUGCAAUAGAUCAGGUUGUUGUCAGCUCCCUUUUGUCAACUCUCUUUAAAUAACCAUAGCAAGCAGCAGUUGUCAUGAGAGAUUGAUUCCUUGCUUCUUUCGCAAUGUAUUUAGCCAGCAAACACCCCUCCCACCUCCACCGUCAACUCUUCUGAAAGAGGCCACCAGCAUGGAAACCUUACCAGUGUUUUCCUCACUGUUAUGCCAACAUCAUUGCCAACAUAUUGACCAAUUCAAGGGAGAGUGUUUCUAGUGUCAUCAGAGUUUGUUUAGGAUAGCUGUGUUGUAUGUGGGAGGGAAAAGUAUACUUCAGUCACAGUGCUUUUCAUAUCAUGCUAUAGUCUGACUUGCGCACUUCAGAUUGCUGCCUAUCCUUGCCUAACUUCAGAAUCCACCCACAUUCAGGAGGAGAGAAUUUGUAACUUAUCACAGUCCAGCUCAAUACGGUCGGAGGAUUUCCCCUUGCUCAGCCUCCCACUCUGCUUUUGGAAGUCUCCAGCUUCCAUGUGCCUGUUUCUUCUGGUACUUGGCAGUUAGCUGUUGUUUUAAGUGUCAAUGAACUUUCUUGGUGCUGUUAACAGCAUGUUUCCCCAGGGUAUAGUGUAUCUUGGCUGCAAUUGAAAGAAAUGUUGGGUUUAUUUUCUUUCACCUGAUCAAAUUGGACCCUUUUCUGUGUAGAUAAAACUUGAGCUGAAAUCCUGAGUUCCAAUUUCAGAUUACUUCAGUCUUAAAGCAUUCACUUUGUUUCUUCCAGCAAAUAGUUGCCCUGUCCUCCUGCUUGUCCAGAAUGUGAUACUGGACAAUGCCUUCACAGGGCCACAGAGACCUAUCCUUGUCAGCUGGCCACAUGGGGAAUGGUGAGUGCAGGCAGCUUCUUGGACUUCAGAGCCCUUGCUUGCAUCCAUGAACAAGUUCUUGCCAUUAAUCCCUACAUAUCUAUUUUCCCACACAGAUACAGGCCAGCAUUCAGGAACAUGAUUCCUGGGUGGUAUGUGUACUCUCUGUCUCUCCUCAUCCAUGAGGUUGUAUCUCUGCAUUCUUCACACCCAUCCCAUUUGUGACCAAGUAAUUCACAACGUGGGGAAUAUAACAGCUCUUUUCUGUACAACUCAGUAUAGGCCAUCCCUGCCUUAAGGACCAGAGUCUGCCCCAAUGUCACUGGACAGAACAGCAAACUCCAAGGGUUCAAACUUCUCCAGCCCAUCGCGUUAUCCCAAUGGUAUGGGUUGUUACAGCAUACAAACUCCUCUACUGCAGUGAUGUCCAAUAUGUUAGUCAAAAGACUUCACUUUGGGUGUGACGUCAAUCGUUAAAUUUCCAUGGCAUGUGCAUGUGAACUUUAACCUUUUUACCCAAUUAAUUCUCAUGAAGCAUGAAUGUUUUGCUUGGUUUGUGCUUUACUUCCCUAGUUACUGAAUGGUGGCAGAUAUUUGUUAAGCAAGCCUAUUGUAUGAGGUGCAUUUCCUUUUUAUUUGAGUGUAUAUAAGGUGUCUUGUUCGGCUACAGUUAGAACGUGGCCAAAAUGGUGUUGCUGUUACCACAUCCUGUGUAACUGGGCAGCUGUUUCUCUUGGAUAACCCUGGUUCAGACAGUGAAAGAUGCUGAGUGCUCUCUCCCUCUCCCAUGCUCUCAAUAUAUCUGUUUAUUGUAACUCACUGAUGUUGUGAUGUCUCAGUGAUGUAGGCCGCUAAGGCACUGAAAAUGAGGUCCUGUAGUUUGACGUCUGCUCACCUCUUCCAUAUCUUAGGGAUACCAAUUCAGUUUCCUGUAUUAACAAGUCAGCUACAAGAUUCUCCACAGUGCGGGGCGGAGUUUGAAAACUUAUCAUUGCUGUGAUAUGAGAAGCUUUCCUGUGUUAGUGUUAUUUUGUGGGAAUUGGAGUGUGAUUUUUGAACCCUUACCCUGCUCAAUUGGAUAACUUCACCCAGUUGGAUGCCUUUCCAAUGUAAAAUCAAGUGCAGAAUACCAAGCCGGUCUGUUGCUCGAACUUUAGCCCUCCAGCAGAACAUCUUCACUUAGGCUAAAGCCCUGAAAUCUCAGAAUGCAGCUUGGGUUUAAUAUAGUCUAAUUGUACUCGUUAAUGUUGUUUGGUAGUAAAGUUCUAUAAUUUUGUCUAUAUUGAACUGUUGGAUUGGGAAUUUAAACUGAGUUUAAUAUUGGAGACUUCCCUGCUUGAGAAUUUUCUCCCAGUAACCCUGCUGUUGCGCGGUCAGGGGUUGAUCUUCUCCCAAGUCGUCAGCAGUUGGCUUGGAAUACGAAAACAAAAAUAACUGAGUGCAGUGUCACAGUUGCUUGGUGACUUUUUCAGUCUUUUGCCAUAGCAACUGCAAUCUUCAGAGCAAAUCAGACUGCCCCAUUUUAAUUUCCUGCCUCUGCAGGUUUGGCUGCUCAGGAUGGGAAUGAGCUAACUUGCACAGUGAUUCCUUUGGCAUUGCUCAACAUCAUACAGUUCUACUGUUGUCUCAGUAACAUUAGGUGACAGGGUGGGAGACCCCAGAGGUUUUGAAAGUUGUUUUUCUUCUGUGGGAUAAGUGUGUCACGGGAAAGAUCAACAUUUCUUGUCCCUAAUUGCCCCUGAAGAUGGUGUGAACUGCCACCCUGUACUGUUGUAGUCCAUUGGUAUCUGUUGCAGUUGGUUACAAUCGAGUGGCUUGCUAGGCCAUUUCAGAGGCCAUUGAAGAUUUACCCAAAUUACUGUUGGUCGAGGGUCAUGUGCAAGUCAGGUCAAGUAAGGAUAGCUAACCUCAUCCCGCCCUCUUGACCUGUCCGUCCUCCCUGGACUGACCUAUCUCCUCCCUACCUCCCCAGCUACACUCACCUUUACUGGCUCCAUCCCCGCCGCUUUGACCUGUCUGUUUCUUCUCCUCUGUCCAUCUUCUAUCCGCCUCCCCCCCCCUCUCCCUAUUUAUUUCAGAACCCCCUUCCCCUCCCCCAUUUCUGAUGAAGGGUCUAGGCCCGAAACGUCAGCCUUUCUGCUCCUACGAUGCUGCUUGGCCUGCUGUGUUCAUCCAGCUCUGCACCUUGUUGUAGCAGAUCUCCUUCCCAUUUUGUGCACCAGAUGAAUUUUUACAGGAGUUGAUGGUCUCCAUAAUGUAGUCAUGAAGCUAUAUUUCAAUUACAGUUUUAUUAAUUGGAUUCAAAUUUCACCAGCCACUUUGGGAUUUAAACGAUUGUCCUAAGAACGUUAGCCUGAUCCUCUGAAUUACUUGUCUAGUGAAUUUACCUUCGAGUCAUACAGCAUGGAAACAGAUCCUUCGGUCCAAUUAGUCCAUGCUCAUCAUGUUCCCAAACUAAUCUAUCUUGAAUUGUAACACCCUGGCUAAUGAUGUGUAUAUUGCUGAAUUUCUUGAUCAUUUAUUGCUUAAUGUUUUACUUGUUAGACCUUGGGUUUAUUAAUCCCUUUCUCUCCAGGUAUCAGUGUCACCAAACAUACGGUUUGCCCAUGCAAGAGCUUCUCCCUGCAGCUCCUCCUAAUGCACCUUCCCUCUUUCCUUCCCUCAAAGUUGUCACCAUUUGCAAAGCAGGUGCAUUGUCCCCAUGAGGUUUUGCAGUUGAAGCCUCUGAAUCCAUUGGUUUUCUUAAAUGGUUGCUUGAAAUCUGCCAGAUAUCCAGCCAAGGUUUGAGUUUUAUUGUCAGCAGCUUCCUCGGUUGUUGCUGCUCUGCCUUGACACUCUUACUGUGGAGCAGUGGAUGGAUUCAUGGCCAUAACCACUUCUUACACCAAUUAUUGAACUUCAGGCCCAUGGUGUGUAUCCAGCUGAAUGCCAAACCAAAAUUUGGAGCCUGUGCUCUGGCUCCCACUCAUCAGAACUGUCCAGAGCAGGGUUUGAACCCUAAAUCUUCUGACUGUGCUGUGGGUGGUUUUAUUGUUAACAGUUGCUUGAGGUGUGCCAGAGCAAUUGAGGAGGAAGCCCCAGUUUUGAUCCCCUAACCUGUUGAGUUUGUUUUUAAUAUGCCCACAGAUGGGUUGCUGCAGUUGUUCUCCCAGCCCCUAAGCUGUGAAGGAGGAAAAAUACGCAGCCAGGAUUUGCGUUCUGAAUUUUUGCAGUAUUUGUAUUUUGGGCAUUAAUCAGAUCAAGCUGGGCUGCGUUGCUGCCUUGCCUCUCCAGCUUGAUAGUUUUGUCAGCAGUGUCUGGUGCCAUAAGGCUCGGCCAUCCUGGGUGAUGUGCAGAUGGUGGUGACUGUCGGGAGCAAUCUGUUACAGCGAGAGUUGGGACCUUGAGGAAAGAACUGAAAAUUAGCAAAGUGCAUUUGGCCCCUGAAGAACAAAAGGUGCUUCAGCAGUUUGUGGUGUGAGAGGAGGGGUGGGGGCGUGAUGGGGAAGAAAUCAGAAAUGACCUUGGCUUCCUAAUUAUAAAGCUGUGCUACUGUUCUUCAGUUUGUACUUUAGUUUGCUGCAGAUCCUGCUCAGAAAUUACUUGUCUUCCAGCAGAAGCAUUGGCAAAAAAACCCUCCUGAAUAUCAUCAGGACUCUGUCUCCUCCUGUUAAUUGAAAGUUAUUUUGCUUUCUUUUUUUAAAAAAAAAAGUUGGUUAUUCAAAUGAUCAGAUGUUGUGUUAAUAACAGCCAAGUGCAAAUUCAGCACUUAAACAACUUAUGAUCACAUCAUUCAAAUUAACCAACUUUGAAUUAACGGCAGAUUAAGACCAGAUAUCACCCUGUACUGACGUAGGUUUUAUGUAUUGAAUGUAUUGCUAUUUAUCUCAUCUGUUUACAAUAUUUAGAUAUUGAUGGUUUUCAAUGGAUAGAUAAAUCAGGGAAUUGUAUUUUACCAACCUCUUCAAUAAUGGUUUAUAAUUUGAGGCAAAGAAGCAUUAACUGGCAUAGGAGCCAAGUGCACAUCCAAAUCUCAAUACUCAUUUGAGCAUCUGCCUCGUCACAGUUCAAUUUGUGUUAAAACAUGUCUUGUGUUUGUGCUUAUUAAUGUGAAAGUGUGUAAGUUUGUAUGUCCAUUUAAUAUAUGAAUGUUUUACUUUGAAGAACUUUGUUCUUAUUUAACUGAUGCUUCAUGAGGGUCCAGUUGCUCCAGCUUAUUGCAAGGCUGUUUUGCUCCUCUGUCUUUGCUGCUGUUAAUUAUUUGAUGCUCAGCCAGGCCUUUGGGUGUAGCACCUCCUCUUGAUCUUUUUACCUUAGUAAUGGGCACGUUGUUCAAUCACAUGGCUCCUUGUCACUGAUUUCUUGCCAUGAUGGUUUAAUCAUUAAGAGGAGUAAUCUUCCCAUUGCAUUAUAUUGUUCGGAAUGAUUGAAGGUUUGAAGUAUUGCCUGUCUUGUCCUGAUUCAGGGGUACCUUCUCUCAGCUGGUUAUGAAGUGGCAUGAGCUGGUGCUUCACCCGUGCUUAUUUUAGGAAACUGAAAGUGAUGGUUAUAGCCAAGGACUUGAAAACUUGGCAUCUGGGUUGGCCAAUGGGAAAUGUACCCUAAACAAAUGCACUGGUGCAUAUAAUAAAGUGGAAUGGCCAUCUGCAGCCUUCCUUCAAGUUGCUAUCUACAGCUUGUUCCUGCUUUUGCACCUGCAUUGAUAGCUUUUUGGACUAUUGCCACAACCUCCUGCCCUCUUGCUGUGCACUAGGUGGAAGUGUUGAGUUGGUGAGUAACAAGAGAUUCUUUCCUGAAUUCUUUUACCGUUCCCUCCAAGGAAUACUCCUGAUCCUCACUUGCGGGUUAGGACACCAUAUAUGCAGCAAGGAAUAAUUGACCUUUGGCCUGCUGAAGCUCUCACCUUUUUGAGUAGUUCCAGUAUUUACAGUUCUAAUUGCUACCACUAGAGGCUGCUGUAAUGUCACUGCCAGCAACAACUGGUUCAGUUUGUAGGCAGCCCCCUUGGAGGUUCUCCUGACAUAGAACUUUGGACGAGGCACAGUAUGGGGGCCCAAGCUUUCCUGGCAUAAAUGAAGAAUGUGUUGGCUCAUACAAGUUCAUGAAAGUUACAUUUGCCCAUCUGUAGAAUACUGUUCAUAAACCUUUGGUCAAAACUUUAAUUUUUUUAAAAAGAUACAAACAUUUAGUGCAGGAGGAAAAAGAAUACAGUUUUCCCCAGCACAUUAGGAUUAAAUCUACUGUGGAAACAUGAACGUCCGUAGAUGUGUCCGAAAUAUUAAUUGAUGAUCAAUAAAUAGGCAGCAUUUUGGAGGCAGUUUUCUUGAACUAUCAUCCUGUAACUACAUUUUAUUUGUACUAACAUAGGAAAUGAACACAGUGUUGGAAUUUGAUGAGCUGAGUGUUGGAAUCUAAAUAAAAAUUAGUGGGGGUGAUUAGCUGAUGAUUCAAUCUCCAACAGCUCUUUUACAUUAUCCACUAUUUCAGAAAAGAACCCAUGCAAUAGACUACAGAACAGCCCUGUUGGUAUUCCCAUGCCAUAAGGUUUUCUUUUGAAAUGUUUAAAUGAUGCAUUAAAUUUGCCAAUCCUGUUCUAGAUUUCCAGCCUCAUUUGGACCCAGCACCUGUGUGGUAUCACACUCAAUAUCAGAGUUCACUUUGCAGUCAUGUUUCCUGACUGACUGGAGGGGACAUAAGGGAGGAGGUACCUGAGUUAGUUGCCAUUAGCUUGCAUCUUAUGGAAAGCCUUUAUCCAAUCCAUCUAUGAAGAAGUAGUUUCAGAGCGCAAUUGAAGUUUGCAACCAUGCUACUCUUGCAGGAGCUGCCCAGUUUAUCCACAGUCCUUGUACAGACAGAAAAGUGCAGGCAACUUAUCUGUUAUCUACAUCCAGUAGCACAAAUGGCACUUAUUGAUCUUGUAACCAGCUGCUGGGAGCCAUCCUGACUGAAUUUUGCUUUAUUGCCUUGCUGUGAGCGAUCAGGCCACUUCUGUCUUGACAUGUUUGUGUUUUUUAAAAAACACAAUGUACAUUCUGUGUCAUCUGAUAAUUGAUCUGGUCCUGCCUUUCCAAGGCAUUUUAAGUUUUUUGCAACGCCACAAUGUUUUGUCAUUGUAUAAACCAUUUACCAAUUUGUUCCUUCCUUAUGACCGGGCAUAUUUUAAACACUAGUUGCUUUACUAAAUUGUUUUGCUUUUCUAAGAAAAAAAAAUUGCACAAAGUGCAAUUGCUGCUGUCCCUUAUUUUCGUUGAGAAAAGAUUUUUAAAAUUUUGCACAGCAAAUGUUUCUGCAGGUUGUUUUCAUACAUGUAUGUAGGUUCCAUUUCAAAUGUCAAUAAAGUUUUUUUUUU